Colletotrichum destructivum is the source of this 426-nucleotide messenger RNA. RefSeq names its product Putative Zinc finger C2H2-type. NCBI's taxonomy places the organism in Eukaryota, Fungi, Ascomycota, Sordariomycetes, Glomerellales, Glomerellaceae. The record is from RefSeq and is a predicted model, not a curated record. The coding region runs from base 1 to 426 and encodes 141 amino acids. The transcript has a single exon.
AUGUCUCCUCCGAUUUCUCUGAUAGCCUUUUCCUGUGCCACAUGCUGGCAGACAUGGCCGACGUGGACGUCUCGCAAUCAGCAUGUGGACGCCAAGUUCCUUCAGAUUCCCGAUUUCGAAUGCGAAAGUUGCGACCGCUACUUUAACCGUCGAAAGGCCGUCGAACAGCAUAUGGAUGCCCUUGGUCACUGGGCAGAUUCGACCUCUGACGAACCCGGACAGUAUUGCGAUUUCGACGCUUGCUCCGAGGUCUUCGAUGACGAAGAACUGAGAGACCACGACAUUGAGAAACAUUUCUACUGUGAUUAUUGGUAUCACAGAUGUUGUGAUACUGGUGAUCACGAGUAUCGAGCCUUUCAGCAGGGUGAAGUAGCAGUGAUUCUAUUGAUAAUACUGAUUCUCAGGGAACAGAAGAGUAGAAUAUGA